AUGCAUACCUCCCAGCAUGACCUUUUCCAGGAGGAACAGAAUACUCUGCUUCUGGCCUUGUCACUUAAUUUUGUUAAACCAGAUUUUUCAGCACAGGGCGAGCACAACGGCAAGGUUCUGGUGCUGGGAGGCAACAACUGCAUCCUCAUCCAGCCCCAUCCCCUUCACGAUCACCCUCACCCUCUCCUGCCCAAUCCCCCUCUCCUGCCCAAUCCCCCUCACCAGCCCACACCCCCUCUCUUUCCCAAUCCCCCUCACCAGCCCACGCCCACUCUUUCCCAAUCACCAUCUCCAGCCCACACCCCCUCUCCUGCCCAAUCCCCCUCUCAUGCCCAAUCCCCCUCUCCAGCCACCUCAGCCUCUCCUGCCCAAUCCCCCUCUCAUGCCCAAUCCCCCUCUCCAGCCACCUCAGCCUCUCCUGCCCAAUCCCCCUCUCCAGCCACCUCAGCCUCUCCUGCCCAAUCCCCCUCUCCAGCCCAAACCCCCUCUCCUGCCCAAUCCCCCUCUCCAGCCCAAGCACACUCUCUUUCCCAAUCCCCCUCUCAAGCCCACACCCCCUCUCCAGCCCAAUCCCACUCUUUUGCAAAAUUCCCCUCUCUGCCCCCCUCACCCUCUGUGUCCCAACAAAACACACCACCACCCUCACCCUAUCAUUCCCAAACCCACUCUGAAAGAACCUCCCCCUUCCAUCCUGUCACACAAUUGGACCCUCCUUCCCCCAUCCUGCCUCCUUCCCCCAUCCAGCACCCAUCCCCCAUCCAGCCAACCUCUCCCCUCCAGCCUACAUCCCCCAGCCAGCACCUAUCCCCCAUCCAGCCUCCAUCACCCAGCCAGCCAACAACACCUACAGAAUGGGCAGCAGAGGCCCCAGAGCCACUAGAGGGAGGUGGCCAAGUGGCAGAGGAGAAUGAUGCCAUUGGAGAUCCCACAAGACUGGCAGCCAUCGUGGGAAGGCUUAAAUCACAUUUGGAGGCCAUGUUGGCCGAAGUUAAUAAUUUGGAUAAUUUAAUGGAAAAAAAGAAAAAAAAAAUUAUGUUUAUAAAAAUAAUAAUAUUGUUGACUAAAUAA
Messenger RNA from Pseudophryne corroboree (corroboree frog), 1068 nucleotides. RefSeq lists its product as uncharacterized. The transcript is spliced from 3 exons. The record is from RefSeq and is a predicted model, not a curated record. The coding region runs from base 1 to 1068 and encodes 355 amino acids. NCBI's taxonomy places the organism in Eukaryota, Metazoa, Chordata, Amphibia, Anura, Myobatrachidae.